This is a messenger RNA of Cyprinodon variegatus (sheepshead minnow), 983 nucleotides long. RefSeq lists its product as uncharacterized. Gene Ontology annotation, cellular component: nucleus. The coding region runs from base 177 to 908 and encodes 243 amino acids. Lineage: Eukaryota; Metazoa; Chordata; Actinopteri; Cyprinodontiformes; Cyprinodontidae. Gene Ontology annotation, molecular function: DNA-binding transcription factor activity; DNA binding. The record is from RefSeq and is a predicted model, not a curated record. The transcript is spliced from 2 exons. Gene Ontology annotation, biological process: regulation of DNA-templated transcription; circadian rhythm.
GCUUAGAAAGAAAGAGGUGAGCAGCAAGCUACUGCGAUAUCUCCUUUGGCACAUGUGAGCCUUAUUACCUGAAACAGUCUCAGAGUAGAGUUAGGGACCUAGCUCAGACUCUUAUGUUCAGUGAGACCACGCUCAACUCUGCAUAAGGUUCACCAACAGCUUGUGGUGUUUGAAGCAUGGAGUCCCUUUCCCUUCCUUUCCAAAGAGGUCAAGAGAGCCCCGUUUUACAUGUGGAAAGUGAUCUGGUGCGUAAAGGACCACGUCGCAAAAGGGAAUUCAUACCUGAGGAGAAGAAGGAUGCCUUCUAUUGGGAAAAGCGUCGCAAGAACAACGAGGCAGCCAAAAGGUCCCGGGAGAAGAGGAGGUUGAAUGACUAUGCCCUGGAGACACAUCUAAUGGCUUUGAAAGAAGAAAACGCCAGACUUAGUGCUGAAUUGAUGGCCAUUAAACUUCACUUUGGUCUGUCCCAAUCCUCAGCCUACACGGCUCACCAAAGCAACCAGCUACAUCCCCACAGUAGCACCACACCCAGCACCUUUCACCAAUCCCUGCAGGGGAACUCCUACUGGGGUGCCAGAGAUUCUUCUGUUGUGUCGGGCCAUCAGUCUUUCAACCCAUUUUUAGUCCCUGCAUACUCCCUUCACACAUUGAGGGGAUAUUCUUACCUAAACAGAUCUGGUACUAGUGGAUCUAGUGUUCUAGCUCCUCUUGUCCUUCCUCAAAAUCUACUGCCACCCUAUACACCCUUUCCUGGCGUUCCUCUUCUGAAGCCCUUUCCCAACCGAGCUACUUCUGAUGAAGAGGAGGAGCAACAGGUACCGGGGGUGCUGCACGGAUCCGCUCCACAUCACAAAGCUGGCACAAGGAGAGACAAAUCUUCUCCACAAAGGCAAUACAUCUCAGACUGACAAGUAAAGAGGGAUUAUUUGAACUUCAGUGAAACUUACUUGUUACAAGGCUAUUUUUAACUAACAUCUUUGAAA